CUGCGCGCCGAACAAGUGUAAUAGGUUUUCUUUUCCAGAAUCGCAAAUCGAGAAGAACCGAGAAAACUCAAAACCGGCAUUAUUGUUACUUGGUUGUGAGGUAGGGGGUGAUGAAGUUUCACAAAGCUGCCGUGGUACUGUUGAUUUCAAUUCUAGCAGGGACACGAUGUGAUUCCAGUGGGGGGACGAAGGGGCACUGGCCCUCGCAACCAAGCCCGAGUUCCGAGGAUCUCCUGCUCCCGGUCACAAAUGACUUCGUAAACCUGGAUAAGAUCGAACAUUUGAGAAAUGCCAGCCGUGUAAUCUUGCCGGGGCCGUGCUCACACCUCGAAGCGUUUUCCGGAUUUAUCCCAGUCGACGGCGACCGGUCCACGUUCUUGUUCUUCCUACACAUCAAGUCACAGAACGACUCCCGUCAGAAGCCCCUCCUUCUGUGGCUACAAGGCGGUCCCGGGAAGUCUUCUCUAUACGGCCAGUUCCUCGAAAACGGUCCUCUUGGCAUCGACGCCUCCGGGAAGUUGUUCCACAGGAGGCACAGUCUGUUGAAUUACUUCAACAUUAUCUACUUGGACCAACCUGCUGGCGCUGGGUACAGCUUUGAUAGGAAAGGCCAUUACCCGUCCACGCUCGAUGAGGCCACCACGCACGGCGUGAGAUUUCUCAGACGGUUUCUGCGAAUUUUCGAAGAGUACCGUGAUAGGGAUUUCUUCAUCGCCGGAGAAUCGUACGGAGCAAGAUCGGCUAUUGGACUGGCUCAGAGGGUGCUGACACAAAAACCAGCAGAUCCGCUUCCCCUACGCCUAAAGGGAGUGAUGCUCGGCGUCGGCUUUGUCUUCCCGUUGUUAGACGUGAUCAACUCGGCCAAGUAUUUGCAUUGUUCCAGCCUAUUAGACGAACAAGGUCGCGCUAGCUUCGAUAUGCAAUUUAGUAAGAUAAAGCACAUGGUCAUGGACCGAAACUUUACCGCAGCUGCAGAGCAGCUGAGGCAAACGGUUCUCGACAUGCACCCAGCAGGACAGAAAAGCUGGUUCGAGUUGCUCACAGGCUUCGAGAACCACGGAAGCAUCGUGAAACCUGUAACCCCGAUGGAAGUUCACAAAUACCAGGCAUAUGCUAACAGUGAAGACUUCAAAAAGCGCCUUCACGUCGACGCCUCCAGAGUCCUCGACGCCACGAGAACUGAACUUGCAAUGAAGUUAGCUGCGGGAGAAUUCUUCGUUAAAAGGACGUCUACAUUGGUGCACGUGCUCAACAAUGUUCACGUACUUUUUUACACAGCGCAGUUGGACUCCGUAUUCCCGGCGAGUAAAAUGGAACAUCUGUUCGAGAAGUUGCAAUGGAGGGGCUCGGCGAUGUUCAGGAAAGCUGCUCGUAAGCCCUGGUACAAAACUACCACGGGCAAUGCUCAUAAGACACUUCUGGGAUACGAGAAAGUGGCGGGUGCAGUUAUGUAUAACACGGUGCUCUUCGGCGGCCACCAGAUAUCAUUCGAUCAAUCGGAAGCCGUCAGUGACCUGUACGCCAGGUUUCUGGAGUUUACGUCCAUGCCGCCUCCCAGAAAAUGUGAGGAAAGCAAGAACCCUUGCUGAUUUGGCGGUGCUCGAUAUUAUUUGUGCGCCCUCGCGAAUUGCGCAAAACGUUGUUUUGGACCUGUCAAUGCUGUUGCAACUUGCUGACUGCGUACACAAUAAACUCAUUUGACAAGUUGCAA
This is a messenger RNA of Rhipicephalus sanguineus (brown dog tick), 1711 nucleotides long. RefSeq names its product probable serine carboxypeptidase CPVL. The record is from RefSeq and is a predicted model, not a curated record. The transcript has 4 exons. Lineage: Eukaryota; Metazoa; Arthropoda; Arachnida; Ixodida; Ixodidae. Gene Ontology annotation, molecular function: serine-type carboxypeptidase activity. The coding region runs from base 111 to 1589 and encodes 492 amino acids. Gene Ontology annotation, biological process: proteolysis.